Molecule: messenger RNA, 1482 nt
Organism: Dipodomys spectabilis (banner-tailed kangaroo rat)
Lineage: Eukaryota; Metazoa; Chordata; Mammalia; Rodentia; Heteromyidae
Gene: Egfl7
Product: EGF like domain multiple 7
Exons: 9
Coding region: 109-927 (272 amino acids)
Biological process (GO): anatomical structure development
Cellular component (GO): extracellular region; cell surface
Molecular function (GO): signaling receptor binding; calcium ion binding
Source: RefSeq, a predicted model, not a curated record
GCCCCCAAGGCAUGGAAGGCCGCACAGAAGAGCAGCUGCCACCAGCACCCGGGGGGCGACCCACAGCCCUUUGACAGGCCCCUGGUGGAGGCAGGCCCACCUGGAGCCAUGCGGGGCUCCCGGGAGCUCCCCCUGCUGUGGUUUCUGGUCCUGGCUGCAGGAGGCACUGAGCACGUCUACAGGCCCGGCCGUAGGGUGUGUGCUGUGGAGGUCCAAGGACCUGCUUCAGAGUCCUUCGUGCAGCGUGUGUACCAGCCCUUCCUCACCACCUGCGCUGGGCACCGGGCCUGCAGCACCUACAGGACCAUCUACCGGACUGCCUACCGCCGCAGCCCUGGAUUGGCUCCUGCAGGGCCCCGCUACGCCUGCUGCCCCGGCUGGAAGAGGACCGGCGGGCUUCCUGGGGCCUGUGAAGCUGCAAUAUGCCAGCCACCAUGCAGGAACGGAGGGCACUGUGCCCAGCCGGGACGCUGCCGCUGCCCUGCAGGAUGGAGGGGAGACACCUGCCAGACGGACGUGGACGAAUGCAGCGCCGGAGGGGCCGGCUGUCCCCAGCGCUGUGUCAACACGGCGGGCAGUUACUCGUGUCAGUGCUGGGAGGGGCAGAGCCUGUCUGCAGAUGGGACUCUCUGCCUGCCCAAGGGAGGGGCCUCCAGGAUGGCCCCGGACCCGACAGGAGCAGAGGCGGUGGUGCGGGAGGAGGUGCGCAGGCUGCAGUCUCGUGUGGACACGCUGGAGCAGAAGCUGCAGCUAGCACUGGCUCCCCUGCACAGCCUGGCCUCGAGGGCCUCGGAGCACGGGUUCCAGGACCCUGGCAGCCUCCUGGCCCACUCCCUCCAGCAGCUGGACCGCGUGGACUCCUUGAGUGAACAGGUCUCCUUCCUGGAGGAGCAGCUGGGGUCUUGCUCCUGCAGGAAGGAUCUGUGAAGGUCUCCACCUGGCCACCCGAGGCUGGACAAGCAGCUGCUCUUCAUCCUGCCCUGCAGUUCCUACCUCCCAGCGGGGCCUGCCCCACUCCCCGUGAAGGCUGUGAAGGGCCUCUGCUCCCCUUCCCCUUCUCCAGAGCCCCCGGACUUGGGCUCAGGAUGGGGGUCUUCCUGUGUGCACCCCACAAGUAGCAUUUCUCAGGACCCAAAGGGCCCGUGGUACGAGGCCUCCCUCCCAGAGCAAGGCCAGUGGGCCUCAGCAGCAGCCUCCUGAGGCCGGGCGGGGAACACUGGAGACUGAGCUGCUAUGCAGUGGCUGGACUGGGGGCUGCGCCCUUCCUCCUCCCUGCUGGGUGCGCCAUCACCACAAGAGUCCAGGCAGGUGGUUCCAAGGCACGGCUUCCUUCUGGUGGUAGGCUGGCACCACACACAGCUAGAGGUCAAAGGGCAUCUUUAGCCAUCAGGCCCUGCCUGUUAGGUAGAGCCACACCCCACCCAUUGGAAAAAGCAUUUUUUUUUUUUUGUCUGUUGUGGGGCUUGAACUCUGGGCCUGGGC